UGAAUUUUUUUUUUUCAUUUGUUUUUUAGGAUAAGGACUGGGCCAGGGCCAAGCCGGGCCAAGCACUGCCACCCUUACCCUAGAUGUGUGAGGAUCCAGGGGUACUUCCCGGAGGAGAUUUCUAAGCCUUCGGGCUCGUUAGAAGAAGAGUGGGGCCAUUAUGGUCACUUCCAAAUACAUGUUGAAAGUUCAUUUCGAAGGCGCAACCAUCACGAAUGGCAGUUUCAUUGGUGCUCGGAGGUCUCAGGAAACGACUCCUUUCUCCCUACCCCUUCAUUCGCAGAUUGAUAAGCACAUUGGUUUUGGCUGAACAUGAAGGGGGAUUGGUAAAACCAUCGUCUAUGAGUUCAGUGGCAGCUGCAAGGGCCAUCAGUGAGGAAAAUCCCAUUUCAAUUUUAUUGGGUGGAACAGGUCCAACCCUUCAAGAAGCUGCCUCUCAUGCUGCUUCAUUUCAUCCUUCAAUUUCUCAGGUGCUUAUUGCUGAUUCGGAGAAAUUAAAGCAUCCUCUUGCUGAACCUUGGGCAGAUUUGAUCCAUUUAGUUCAAGGGAAGGGUGGCUAUUCUCACAUAAUUGCAGCUUCAACUUCAUUUGGAAAAAAUGUAAUGCCACGAGCUGCAGCGCUUUUGGAUGUUUCUCCCAUCACUGAUGUUACUACAAUUUCUGGACCUCAGUUAUUUGUCAGACCAAUUUAUGCUGGCAAUGCUCUCUGUACCAUCAGAUACGCUGGUUCUGAUCCCUGCAUGUUGACCAUUCGUCCUACUGCAUUCCCUUUAUCUUCAAUGACUUCUGGUCGAGUUUCAGAUACUGCUGCCAUAUCUCAGGUGGAUCUCUCAACCUUUAGUGAAGAAAGUAAUGGGAAAUCAAGAUGGUUAAAUCAUACGUCUCAAGAAACGGAAUGUCCAGAUUUGGGUAAUGCUCGUAUUAUAAUCACUGGGGGACGGGGGUUGAAGAAUGCCGAGAAUUUUAAGUUGAUAGAGAAGCUUGCACAUAAAUUGGGUGCUGCUGUUGGUGCAACUAGGGCUGCUGUAGAUGCUGGAUAUUGUCCAAAUGAACUACAGGUGGGCCAAACUGGUAAAAUUGUUGCCCCAGAAUUAUACAUCGCAUUUGGCGUUUCUGGAGCUAUCCAACAUUUAGCUGGAAUGAAGGACUCUAAGACCAUUGUUGCUGUCAAUAAAGAUGAAGAUGCAGCAAUCUUUCAGGUUGCUGAUUACGGGCUUGUGGGAGACCUCUUUCAGGUGAUUCCGGAGUUGCUUGAAAAGCUCCCUGAAAAAAAGUAGUCCCAUUAUUUAUUCAUGUGAUUCUCAUUCAUAUGGAUAGAACAAUGCACAAAGUGAUGGGCACUUUUCAAUCCAUACUAAAUAACGCUGUAUCUUAUGCCUUCUGUUAUUUUCUUUAGAAAUUGGACUGUCAAAUUUGUUUGAAACAUCAAAAACAAAUAUUAAUGGGGCCCUAAAAUUCAACUAUGUAACAUCUCAUUUGGAGCUUUUGAUCUAAUUUUAAAUAUCCCAUCAUCCCUUAGA
Molecule: messenger RNA, 1520 nt
Organism: Amborella trichopoda
Lineage: Eukaryota; Viridiplantae; Streptophyta; Magnoliopsida; Amborellales; Amborellaceae
Gene: ETFALPHA
Product: electron transfer flavoprotein alpha
Biological process (GO): fatty acid beta-oxidation using acyl-CoA dehydrogenase
Cellular component (GO): mitochondrion
Molecular function (GO): flavin adenine dinucleotide binding; electron transfer activity
Source: RefSeq, a predicted model, not a curated record